Messenger RNA from Polyodon spathula (Mississippi paddlefish), 1245 nucleotides. Its product is annotated as zona pellucida sperm-binding protein 3-like. Bases 1 to 1224 code for a protein of 407 amino acids. The transcript has 10 exons. The record is from RefSeq and is a predicted model, not a curated record. Gene Ontology annotation, biological process: binding of sperm to zona pellucida; positive regulation of acrosome reaction; egg coat formation. Gene Ontology annotation, molecular function: acrosin binding. Gene Ontology annotation, cellular component: extracellular matrix. NCBI's taxonomy places the organism in Eukaryota, Metazoa, Chordata, Actinopteri, Acipenseriformes, Polyodontidae.
AUGUUCGUCAGUUACUUACGACUUAUUACAGGGUCCCAACAAGGGCCCCAAUUCCCACGCGCGCAUGGCCGAGCCAACCUGAUCGACGCUCCCACCUCCUCUCCGCCUCCGACAGCUGGGACUGUAGCCUGUGGUGUGGACUCUGUCAGUGUGAGGGUGUUGCUGAACAUUGGGCAGGCUCUACCUCUGGACCCCAAAGGUUUUCUAUUGGGAAGCUGCUCUCCGUCCACCAGCAGCUAUAACACUGUGCAGUUCCAAUCAGGGCUGCUUGACUGCAGCUUUAUACGCAUGGUUACUACCAAUGUCACCAGUUACAUGAAUGUUUUGAAGUACCAGCCCACCCAGAAUGGCUUCUACCAGACUCCAUUCACUCAGGCUAUUGUGUGCACCUACACCAAACCUGCUGGCUGGACUCCUCCAGUGUAUAACCCUGCACUUGGGGAUGCUUCUGGGUUUGGGAAGCUGGAGUUUACCAUGGGGAUUAUGAAUGAUGGAUUCUCGGCUCCACGCACUUCCAGUCUGUUCUUCCUGGGGUCCCCCAUCUUCAUUGCAGCUGCAGUGAAGCAGCAAUUCCACAUGCCACUGAUGGUCUACAUAGAAGAGUGUGUUGCUGCCAGCACUCCAGAGCUGAGCCCUUCAAGCCAGACCUACCCGCUCAUCGCCAACCAUGGAUGCUUUGUAGAUGGCCAGGCUGCUAACUCCAGGUUUCUGCCCCGAGUCCAGACCUCUGAGAUACGUCUGGUUGUCCAGGCCUUCAAGUUUACCCAACUGAACACAGAUGUCUAUAUCCACUGCCGGUUGCUGGCCUGGGACCCUGCCCAGCUCAAUGACCCCACCAAGAAAGCCUGUUCAUUCAACCAGAGAACCAGGAGGUGGGAGCUCCUGGAUAACCCUGGUCAGAGCUCUGUGUGCAGCUGCUGCACUUCCUCCUGCAAUAUGAGGAAGAGGAGGCACACUGCUGAAGAGGGGCUGAGACGCACUGCAGUGCUGGGACCCCUGAGGAUCCUUUCUGAUGAGCUGUCUGCUGACAACCAGGAAAUCUACCAGAGGAGCCCUGCUCUGUCACUGGAGGAACCCCAGCAGGCUUUGGCCUGGCUGCCUGUCCUGGCUGCUCCACUUCUCCUGAUGGCUCUCCUGGGAGCCCUGUCUAUGGGUUACUGCAUGUGGCGUCAUCCAGACUGCUCCAAGUCUAGCAGUGAGCUCCUUGUUCCUGCCCCCAACUGAUGAAAUGCAUGGUUUCCAGUA